AUGGGGGCAGCCAUCUCCCAGGGGACCCUCAUUACCUUUGUCUGCAACGGCCUUGUAGGCUUCUUGCUGCGUCUGCUCUGGGUCAUUCUCUCCCGCGCCUGCCAUUCCUGCACUAUGGACACCGACUCCCUCUCUGAAUCCAGUCCCAACUCCAGCCCUGGCCCCUGUCCUCAGAAGCCCAGCCAGGAAGGCAGCCACAUGCUGCAGCCCUGA
This is a messenger RNA of Suricata suricatta (meerkat), 213 nucleotides long. RefSeq names its product adropin-like. The transcript has a single exon. Gene Ontology annotation, cellular component: plasma membrane. The record is from RefSeq and is a predicted model, not a curated record. Gene Ontology annotation, biological process: positive regulation of Notch signaling pathway. Lineage: Eukaryota; Metazoa; Chordata; Mammalia; Carnivora; Herpestidae. Bases 1 to 213 code for a protein of 70 amino acids.